This is a messenger RNA of Saccharomyces eubayanus, 1185 nucleotides long. It is a transcript of the gene CYS3, whose product is annotated as cystathionine gamma-lyase CYS3. Gene Ontology annotation, molecular function: pyridoxal phosphate binding; cystathionine gamma-lyase activity. Bases 1 to 1185 code for a protein of 394 amino acids. Gene Ontology annotation, cellular component: cytoplasm. The record is from RefSeq and is a predicted model, not a curated record. NCBI's taxonomy places the organism in Eukaryota, Fungi, Ascomycota, Saccharomycetes, Saccharomycetales, Saccharomycetaceae. The transcript has a single exon. Gene Ontology annotation, biological process: transsulfuration.
AUGACUCUACAAGAAACUGAUAAAUUUGCUACCAAGGCCAUCCACGCCGGUGAACACGUCGACGUUCACGGGUCCGUCAUCGAGCCCAUCUCGUUGUCGACCACUUUCAAACAGUCGUCUCCAGCCAACCCAAUCGGCACUUACGAAUACUCGAGAUCCCAGAACCCCAACAGAGAGAACCUGGAAAGAGCCGUUGCUGCUUUGGAAAACGCGCAAUACGGGUUGGCAUUCUCUUCUGGGUCUGCCACCACCGCUACUAUCCUACAAUCGCUGCCACAGGGCUCACACGCGGUGUCCAUCGGUGACGUGUACGGUGGUACCCACAGAUACUUCACCAAGGUCGCCAACGCCCACGGCGUGGAGACCUCGUUCACCAACGACCUGUUGAAAGACCUACCUCAGUUGCUUAAGGACAACACCAAGUUAGUCUGGAUCGAAACCCCAACCAACCCAACUUUGAAGGUCACCGACAUCCAGAAGGUCGCCGACGCCAUCAAGAAGCACGCCGCCAGCCAGGACGUCAUCCUGGUCGUCGACAACACCUUCUUGUCGCCAUACAUCUCCAACCCAUUGAACUUCGGUGCUGACAUCGUCGUCCACUCCGCCACCAAGUACAUCAACGGUCACUCCGACGUCGUGCUAGGUGUCCUGGCCACCAACAGCAAGCCGCUAUACGAGCGUCUGCAAUUCUUGCAGAACGCCAUCGGUGCCAUCCCAUCUCCUUUCGACGCAUGGUUGACCCACAGAGGUUUGAAGACCCUACAUCUGCGUGUUAGACAAGCUGCCCUCAGCGCCAUCAAGAUUGCUGAGUUCUUGGCUGCCGACAAGGAAAACAUCGUCGCCGUCAACUACCCAGGUUUGAAAACACACCCCAACUACGACGUCGUUGUCAAGCAACACCGUGACGCCCUUGGUGGUGGUAUGAUCUCCUUCAGAAUCAAAGGUGGUGCCGAAGCCGCCUCCAAGUUCGCCUCCUCCACAAGACUAUUCACAUUGGCCGAGUCCCUUGGUGGUAUCGAGUCUCUAUUGGAAGUGCCUGCCGUGAUGACCCACGGUGGUAUUCCAAAGGAAGCCAGAGAGGCCUCCGGUGUCUUUGACGACCUGGUCAGAAUCUCCGUUGGUAUCGAAGACACCGACGAUCUUUUGGACGACAUCAAACAAGCUUUGAAGCAAGCAAGCAACUAG